AUGACGGCUAUUGUCAACAUCCUUGGUCCAAAAUGCGGAGAUCUGGCGGUGAUGGUGAUCCAUGUCUUUGGCGGUUUGGAUGAAACAUUGAAACACGGGGAGUUGUUUGUUCAGCAGGGCUGUGGGGGACAAGAGCCCCAGGGUCGUGUUGAGUCGCGUGAGACGGAUCACAUGGGCUACAGGUUAAUCACAGCUAUGGGAAGGGCACGGUUACCCCUCAGGAUCCCCUGCCCUAUUCUUGCCAUGUGCUCACUUUCAGGCGCUCCUCUCAGCUAA
This is a messenger RNA of Neurospora tetrasperma FGSC 2508, 276 nucleotides long. RefSeq lists its product as uncharacterized. The record is from RefSeq and is a predicted model, not a curated record. NCBI's taxonomy places the organism in Eukaryota, Fungi, Ascomycota, Sordariomycetes, Sordariales, Sordariaceae. Bases 1 to 276 code for a protein of 91 amino acids. The transcript has 2 exons.